This is a messenger RNA of Mixia osmundae IAM 14324, 1547 nucleotides long. RefSeq lists its product as uncharacterized. Bases 1 to 1263 code for a protein of 420 amino acids. Gene Ontology annotation, biological process: proteolysis. The transcript is spliced from 5 exons. Gene Ontology annotation, molecular function: aspartic-type endopeptidase activity. The record is from RefSeq and is a predicted model, not a curated record. NCBI's taxonomy places the organism in Eukaryota, Fungi, Basidiomycota, Mixiomycetes, Mixiales, Mixiaceae.
AUGACCUGUUCGAUUGCUUUGCUACAAUCGCUACUCCGACCCAUAUUACUCGUCCAUCGCAAUUGCAUCCAGAAGCAACACGUGAAGAUGCAGAUCGCCUUGCAGCUUCUCGUCGCCGCUGCUUACGUCGCCGAUGCCUCUGUCAUUAAGCUUCGCGCUCAUCAACAUCGUCACCACCAUCGUCACCACUUGGUAACGGAUACUUUUCUCCCGACUCGCAGCUUUCAGGACAGCAGCUUCUACGUCAACUUGACAGUCGGUACGACCCAUCCGGUCACGUACGAGAAUGUCAUGCUCGACUCGGGCAGCGGUCCGACAUGGGUCCNACCCUACAAGCCUGGACCGUCUGCCGUCGCAAGCAACGUUCUUCUCGCCGAGAUAUUUGCCGAUGGCACCUCUGCUAUCGGUAAUUUCUACACCGAUCAGGUCGCAGUCGGUGACGUUCACCUCAAGCUCGCUUUUGGAGGCAUCCCUGGCCAAAAAGGUCACGAAUCACCCGAUCCUUCGGCACAAGGUGGGAUCAUCGGUAUUGGCCCUCAAUCGCUUCAAGAUGAUGUGGUUACCGACGGUGGCGGCAAGGCUGGUCAAUACCCCAACUUCAUGGGAUCUCUCGUCAAGGCUGGCCUCAUCAAACGUAAUGUCAUCGGCCUUGGCUUCAGUAUGGCAGAUCUCUGGGAUGCCUCACCCGUCGACAAGGGCGGUAUUGUGCUUGGUGGCAUUGAUACCAGCGUCCUCAAGUCAGAAUCAGAAGUGACUUACUCCCCUCAUCUGCCACCCUGGAUCAAUGCGUUGAAACAGUCGCGCAACUACUGGGGCGUCUCUAUGCAGUUUCCCACGGCGGGCUCAACAUCGGCCACCUCUAAGGAUGCAUACACGGUAAUCGACACUGGUACAACAUUGACGACUCUGCGUGACGCCAACUUUCUGAAGUGGGCAGACCCGAUUCCUGGUAUGGCUUCAGGCAAGUUCGGCAUCUAUGGCUUCCCCAAAUCGUCGAUCCCGCUCGUUCAAGCGCUCGAUUUCAUCGUUGGCGGCAAGCGCUUCUCCGUGCCCAGCAAAGAGCUCAUCAUGUCGGAUGAGUAUGCAGCAGCCCAGGGUCUAGAUACUAAAAGCCUGGCUUACACGCAUGUCACUAAUGCUGGCGGUCUCGACCUCAACAUCUUUGGUGCGAUCAUGCUCACCAAGUUCUAUGUCGUACUCGACGACGAGGAGAAGCGGAUCGGCUUUGCGCUGACGGCUCAUUCUCCGCCUCAAUCCGCUUAGCUAUUACGUCAUGCGAUGAUAUGCAUUUCUUGCUGAGUAUACGAGACCUUUGUAAAGGACAAUAGGAAGAAAGCUAGGUGCAGCGGCAUGCUGAUCCAACACAACGAUCGAAGCUGGGUUCCUCUGGCGUGCAACACUUUGCGCGCUCGCAGCUUCAGACAGAAGAUACAUUGCCUCGCCAGAGCGCUGUCACAAGUCUAACUAUACUUUGUGGUCGCAAAGCCGAUUCUGGGCGGAUUGUUAUGCUCGUCAAUACAGACGUAGAGGUGAAUAAGGUGAUAAGC